GAAGAAGAGUGGAUUGCCGAUCUGGCCGGUGGACCGUGGGACGCUGACUUGACCGUUCAGUUCUUACGUGAGGCCCAGGCGUAAACCGCGGUUCGGUUCACCGUUCCCUUGUUUACGGCGUAUGUGACGGCACGCAUGGGGGGCCGUGAAAAACUCUGACUCUUCGGUCUUGCUCUGUUUCUCUGCCAUGGAUUCUCUCUUCUCUCUUCCGCUGAACUCGGGAACGUAAUUCUGUCCUAUUCUGGAGAAAUAACAAGGAAAACAAACAUACCAGAACAAUGAACGGGUUUCACAGCACGGACAAGCCUCUGAAUAGGGCAAGCGAGGUUGAUCAUCUUAUCGAUGCGGUCAAGUCCCUAAUCAUCCCCUACAUCCGGGACGCAGACAACGCCGCCUCCUUCCGAGCCACCGGCCAACUACCCCCAGAUAACCGCAAUGUCCUUGUCAGAUCCCUCCGACCGGACCAACUCGUCAAGGAACUGGCGCUUUCCCUCCCUUCAGGCGAGGGCCAGGGUUCGCAGGGUCUUCUAGAAACCAUCCAGUCCAUCCUCUCUUACUCCGUCAACACGUGGGACCAAGGCUUCAUGGACAAGCUGUACGCCUCCACCAACGCCGUCGGUGUCGUCACUGAGCUGCUUCUCUCCGUUCUCAACACCAACCUGCACGUCUACCAGGUAUCUCCCGCCCUCAGCGUGAUCGAGAAAUACACAGCCAAGCAGUUCGCCUCGCUGUUCGGCUUCACCGGCCCCCGCGCCGGAGGCGUCACCUGCCAGGGCGGCAGCGCUUCAAAUCUGACCUCCAUCGUCAUUGCCCGCAACACGCUUUUUCCCCUCUCCAAGAUUCACGGUAACGGGCACGAGCAGUGCGGCGCCCCCGGCCCGCUGAUUCUUCUCACCAGUGCUCACGGGCACUACUCCAUUGAAAAAGCCGCCAUGACGUGCGGUUUCGGGUCCUCGGCGGUCUGGACCGUCCCCGUCGAUGAGCAAGGGCGCAUGCAACCCGCCGCUUUGCGCGAGAUGGUCCUCAAAGCCAAGAGCGAGGGAAAACACCCCUUUUACGUCAACGCGACGGCUGGCACGACGGUCUUGGGCUCGUACGACCCGUUUGACGAGAUCGCGGACGUGUGUGACGAGUUUGGAAUGUGGUUGCACAUUGAUGGGAGCUGGGGUGGCCCGGCCGUCUUUAGCAAGAAGCACAAGCACAAGAUGCAAGGGUCGCACAGGGCGAGAUCAUUGACGGUGAAUCCGCACAAGAUGCUCAAUGCCCCGGUGACGUGUUCGUUUCUUUUGACCAAUGAUGUCAAGGUUUUCCAUAGGGCGAAUACGUUGCCGGCUGGCUAUCUGUUCCACGGGCCGGCGACGGAGGAUGCUGAUGGGGAAGAGAAUGCGCAAAGCCAAACCCCUUCGGAAGGAGUGACUUCAAACGGAUGUGGAAACGGGAACAGCUCAGACGAGGUCUGGGAUUUAGCCGACCUGACGCUCCAGUGCGGUCGCAGAGGCGACGCGCUCAAGCUGGCUUUGUCAUGGAUCUACUACGGCGCAGCCGGGUUCGAGCGGCAGAUUGACGGCGCCUUCGACAUGGCCGCCUACUUGGCCAAUCUGAUUGCCGAGCGCAACGACUUUGUGCUGGUGUCGUCGAACCCGCCGCCUUGUUUGCAGGUGUGCUUUUACUAUGCCCCCGGCGGGAAGUUGGCGGACCAGCCCGAAGAGAACACCAGGAGAACGAGAAUCAUGGUGGAGAAAUUGAUUGCGAGAGGGUUCAUGGUGGAUUAUGCCCCGGGCGAUAAGGGUAGCCUCUUUAGGGUGGUGGUUAAUUGCCAGACGUUGAGGGGAACGGUGGAGGGGCUCGUUAAGGGUUUGGAAGCUAUUGGAAAGGAGAUUGUGCCGCAGUGAUGUUGGCGAGGUUUGGAUGGUCGCGUUCGUCUGGAUACCUCCGCGAUCAAGUUGAAUUGCAUAUGGUUGGAAAGAUGGGCAGACGCAGAGUGGGUGUAUAUAAAGUAAAGGGAUCGUUAGAAUUAGAUGUUCAUGGAAA
Messenger RNA from Neurospora hispaniola, 2031 nucleotides. RefSeq names its product pyridoxal phosphate-dependent transferase. The record is from RefSeq and is a predicted model, not a curated record. Bases 279 to 1892 code for a protein of 537 amino acids. The transcript has 2 exons. Lineage: Eukaryota; Fungi; Ascomycota; Sordariomycetes; Sordariales; Sordariaceae. Gene Ontology annotation, cellular component: cytoplasm. Gene Ontology annotation, molecular function: pyridoxal phosphate binding; carboxy-lyase activity. Gene Ontology annotation, biological process: carboxylic acid metabolic process.